UGGGAUCACUUUGCGCUGAUGCUCCGCCACAUGCCCGCAUCACUGUUGGCAACACGAGCCUCACAUCAGCACAGCAGACUCACAAACAUAUACACUCUGACCGGCACGAUGGAUGGGCAACAGAAAGACCGCAGACAGACUCACUUGUGGAUAUUGACGUUACUGAUAUUUGUCUAACCUUCAGCACUGGAUAACUCGGUCUGUCACAACUUCUUUCUCUGGUUCGGAGCUGGAUCUUGUCUCUCGGGCUUGGGAAGACGGAUUAUACUUAUUCUGAUCACUUAAUUUCCACCGCUCCGUUUUCAGCACUUGGAAUAGGAGCGUUUUUUUUUCAGGAGGAGAAACUGAUUUUUAAGGAUACGCACAUCAAGCUCUAAAGGAUGGCCGUUAGGUUCAACUCUAUCUUCGUAAUAGUUAUGACAUUAUUCACUCAGGUUCUGGGAUCAGGUGUAUUCGAGAUCGAUCUCCAUCACUUUCAGAAUACUAAAGGUUUGCUGGCAAAUGGACUUAGCUGCAGCACGUCUGGGUGCAGGACUUAUUUCAGGGUUUGUUUGAAGAACUUCCAGACGGUGGUGUCUCCCGGAAAGUGUUUAUUUGGCAAAGUCACCACACCUGUUCUGGGCACUGACUCUUUCAGCAUGCAGCAGGACGCCAGGCUGCGUCUACCGCUCAACUUCACCUGGCCGGGUGCUUUUUCUUUAGUUAUUGAAGCCUGGUAUUCUCCUGCAGCGGAGCGACCUGGAGACACCACCAACCCCGAAUUCUUGAUUGGUUCUUAUACCAUCCAAAGACAGUUGGGAAUAGGGCGUGAGUGGUCCCCGGAUGUGCGGGGCGGGACGCAGACGGAGCUAAGGUACUCAUACCGGUUCAUCUGCAAUGACAAUUACUACGGGGACACUUGUUCCAAAAUAUGCGCUCCGAGAGACGACCAUUUUGGCCACUACACCUGCAAGCCUGACGGGCAAAUAGCCUGUCUACCGGGAUGGAAGGGAGAAUACUGCCAAGAACCCAUCUGUCUUGAAGGAUGCAAUGAAAGAAAUGGAAACUGCACGUUACCUGGAGAGUGCAAAUGCAGAGAGGGCUGGCAAGGCCUCUUUUGUGAUGUGUGUAAACUCCACCCAUCCUGUAAACAUGGUACCUGUAAAGAGCCGUGGCAGUGCACCUGCAAGGAAGGCUGGGGAGGCAUCUUUUGUGACCAAGAUCUGAACUACUGCACUCAUCACAAACCCUGCGCCAACGGGGCCACGUGUCUGAACACAGGCCAGGGCAGCUACACCUGCACCUGCCUGCCAGGCUUCACUGGGGUCAACUGUGACUUGGAGGUUAGGGAGUGUGACAACCAGCCCUGUCACAACGGAGGCCACUGCCUGGACACUGAGACUGGCUAUAGCUGUGUGUGCCCACAAGGGUUUGAAGGGACACACUGUGAUCUCAAGGUGCCGACCUGUGUAGAUACACCCUGCUUUCAUGGUGGCAAGUGCAAAGAGAGGGAUAAUGGGCAAAGUUACGAAUGUGAAUGCCCUGCAGGCUACACUGGACUUAACUGUGAGAAGAAAGUGGACAAAUGUACCUCACUGCAAUGUGCAAAUGGUGGACACUGUGUGAUCCGUGGUAACCUCCGCCUGUGCAGCUGCCGCCCAGGCUUCACAGGCCUGCGCUGCGAGAUCAACAUCAAUGAGUGUGCCAGGAACCCUUGCGCAAACGGCUCCACCUGCAUAGACGGCAUGAACGACUACACCUGCACCUGCCCUCCAGGGUUCUCUGGCCCACACUGUGACAAGCCAAGGGACCACUGUGCCUCCAAACCUUGCCUGAACGGUGGGACCUGCACCGCUGCAGCUAAAGGCCCGCCCUCCUGCACCUGCCCCGCCCAUUACAGCGGCCCCCAGUGCCAGUCUAAAGAUGUGCCUUCACCCAGCACCCCCAGUCCCAACGUAGGCUCGGAGUCCUAUGACAAGUUGAGCUUGGCAGCCAUCAGUCUGGGAGUGGGCCUGGUGGUUGUUGUGGUGGUUCUCUGCAUGGUGGUGGUGGGAAUACGUCACAUGAAGAAGCAGAGGACAAAUGAGCAGGAGUCAGAGACCUUGAAUAACCUCUCCAAGAAUGACUUUCAGAAAGAGAACCUCAAUUCUUCUCUAGAGGUCAAGAACAACAAUAAAACGAUCGAUUCGGAGGUGGAAUGUCCCAGGGAAAAGUCCAAUCACAAACACAUAAACCAUUACCAAGUGGAUUAUAAAUCCUCCAGCGGGUACAAAGAUGAAUUUUUCCUUUUGGACAAAGAUGAAAACUGUGAAAAGACGAUAGAAGAAAAAAAGCAUUUGAGUAGAAUGUACAGUGAACGGCCAGAGUGCAGAAUAUCAACAAUAUUUUCUUCCAGAGAUUCAAUGUACCAGUCUGUCUUUGUAUUGACAGAGGAGAAAAAUGAGUGCAUCAUUGCUACUGAGGUAUAAUAAAGGGAGGAUAUUAUUCAUUGUAAAUAUGGAUUUCUUGUGGACUGUUUACAAGCUUGGAAAGAAUGGGAUUUAUUUAAAUACAAGUUGCUGCUCUUGAAAACUUGAUAACUGGACGGAGCCGCUGCGCUCUUGGACUUCAAACAGAACUAAAGCUACUAAACUUUGUUAGAAUGUAAAGACUUAAACAGACUGCAGAAAAUAAUGACUGAAACGGACUUGUGGACGCCUCUAGUGAUGUCAAACCCUAGACUGCUCUCUCCACGGGCUUGCGGCUGAGAUGUUGUUGCCUGCCGUGUUGAUUAGAAGAAGAGGACAAUCUUGAUGGACCCCUCUCCACGUUAGUGCAGUAAUCAGCAAUCAAAAAAUCAGCUUACUGCCAACAAGGCUGGGGAAGGAGCCAGACUUUUCAUUUUCUGUGGCCUACAAUGCGUUAUGCAAACAAAAAUCCGCAUUGAGUUGAAUCAAAAAAAGGGACAAAACUACUGAAAACGGUUCAUUUUCGAAGAAUUUGAGGUUAUCACCUUUGUAAAUCCUCUUUUAUAAAGAAUGUAUGCAGCCAAGAUCACAAAGCCUUAGAUUCAUGCUCAACAAAAACAUUGUGCCCUGCCUAGUCUUGAUCCCUUUGCACAGCAAAAUGGAGGUAAAUGAUAAAAAGAUCAAAAGAUGCAAUAUGCCUCAGUGCCAUGCAGGGAAAUUUACGAUAAGGCCUAGUUUUAUUAUGCAAGAUCAACCUUAAAUGAAGACAAAGAAAAACAUGAAGUGACUAUCGUACCAAGGACGCCUUCAAAGGAAAUUACUGAACCAAUAAUGUUAUUUUGUAAGAUUAGUAAUCCAUUAGUUAUUUAUGAAUAUGAAGCACUGAUCUCUAUGUUUUAUAAGAUUAUUUUGUAUAUACUGUAUAUUUAUAUGUUGAGAUUAGAAGUAUGAAUCUGUUUUUAAGUUGACGCCCAGGAAAGGUGAAAAUUAUUUUAAAAGUCUGUUUUAUUAUUAUUUUUUUAUAAAAAGAAACAA
Labrus mixtus (cuckoo wrasse) is the source of this 3461-nucleotide messenger RNA. Its product is annotated as delta-like protein 4. The coding region runs from base 381 to 2447 and encodes 688 amino acids. Gene Ontology annotation, molecular function: calcium ion binding. The transcript has 11 exons. Gene Ontology annotation, biological process: multicellular organism development; Notch signaling pathway; cell communication. NCBI's taxonomy places the organism in Eukaryota, Metazoa, Chordata, Actinopteri, Labriformes, Labridae. The record is from RefSeq and is a predicted model, not a curated record. Gene Ontology annotation, cellular component: protein-containing complex; plasma membrane.